Molecule: messenger RNA, 2190 nt
Organism: Phycodurus eques (leafy seadragon)
Lineage: Eukaryota; Metazoa; Chordata; Actinopteri; Syngnathiformes; Syngnathidae
Gene: fbxo32
Product: F-box protein 32
Exons: 9
Coding region: 202-1257 (351 amino acids)
Biological process (GO): protein ubiquitination
Cellular component (GO): cytoplasm; nucleus; SCF ubiquitin ligase complex
Molecular function (GO): protein binding
Source: RefSeq, a predicted model, not a curated record
AUCACAAUAAACCUUCAACAGCAAGUGUCGUCAACGAGCAACGCCGUCAGUGGGUUUUUUUGUUUUUAAUUUUUAAAAAAUUAUUUUAUUCGAUUUUUUUUUUUUGCAGCAUAUUUGCUCGAUCCCAAACCAGCGAAGGAUGCCAUUCCUCGGACAGGACUGGAGGUCCCCGGGACAGUGUUGGGUUAAGACCGAGGAGGGAUGGAAAAAGACAACCGUGGACGAGAAAAACAACAACAUCUCCGUGGAGAGGUUUGUCAUCAAAAUGCCUUCUGCAAAGCCGAGCAUGAGUGUUUCAACAAGGAGAACUUGCUGCUUUCUCUCAGCUUUGACAUGGCUGCCAAGAAGAGGAAAAAAGACCUCAUGAACAACAACACCAAGGUCUCAUAUUUCCACAGGGAAAAGUGGAUUUAUGUUCAUAAAGGAAGCACCAAGGAGCGCCACGGCUAUUGUACCCUGGGGGAAGCCUUCAACCGCUUGGAUUUCUGCAGCGCCAUCAAGGACACGAGGAGGUUCAAUUAUGUGGUCAGACUCCUGGAGCUUAUCGCCAAGUCGCAGCUCCCCUCACUCAGUGGCGUGGCUCAGAAGAACUACAUGAAUAUUCUGGAGAGGGUGGUGCAGAAAGUUAGUGACCGGUCUCUAAUCGCUCGUCAAAACUCCUGCCGCAGUGCUCGACGACCAGCAGGACGUGCGUCCCAUCAAAGAGCUGCUUCAGACGCUCUAUCUCUCGCUGUGCGGUCUGGUUCAGGACAUGGGCAAGUCUGUGCUGGUGGGGAAUAUCAACAUAUGGGUGCACCGCAUGGACAAUAUCCUGCAAUGGCAGCAGCAGCUAAACAACAUCCAUAUCAACAGGGCAUGACGCUGAUGGAGCUGCCUGCCAGCCUGCAGCUGAACAUCAUGCAGCGUCUUUCGGAUGGCAGGGACUUGGUCUGCCUGGGCCAAGUUUGUCCAGAAUUGGGGGGCCUUGCUGAGGACCGCCUGCUUUGGAAGAGACUCUGCCAGUACCACUUCACAGACAGACAGAUCCGAAAGCGUCUGAUGGUGUCAGACAAAGGUCACCUGGAAUGGAAGAAGAUGUACUUCAAGCUGAGUCGCUGCUAUCCUCGCCGAGAGCAGUACAGCGACACUCUGCACUUUUGCUCACACUGUCACAUCCUUUUCUGGAAGGACACAAAUCAUCCCUGCACUGCUAACAACCCAGAAAGCUGCACCAUGGCCCUGUCCCCUCAAGACUUCAUCAACCUUUUUAAAUUCUGAUGCGCUCCCUCCCUCUGAAAGAGAUGAGCUGCAUGUACAUAGUGUACAUUAACAUGUAUGUUUUGUUUUAUCGAUUCCGGCAUGUAUAUUCAGAUGAGAUCAGGCAGUGGGACAUAUAUGCAAUUGAGAUUUGUUUACGUUUUUAGGUAAGAGGCUGUCAUUGUUAAGUGAGUGAAGGAGCGCUCAGGAAUUUUGGAGCAAUCAUCCUUGAGCAAGAAGUGGGAGCAGUAGAAGUGAGGAAAUGCAGUAGUUUUAGUUUGUUGUUGGUUAUAGUUGAUUUCAAGGCAGGAAUUUGGUAGGUUAUUCAUACGAGUAAAUAUGUAAAAUGAUUAUUUUAUAUUGUAUUGUUAUAGCUGACCACAUUGGGAGUACAGUGUUUAAAGCACAGAGGGUAUGGUUUGGUUUGGCACUGCUAUUACUGGAGGCUUCAGUACUGACGAGAAAUCAAAUGGAAGCGACCGGGUGUAAAUGCACCAUGUUUUGUUUUUUUUAAUUUACUUUUACACUUUUAUAAAGAUUUGAUGCAUUUUUUAAUGUCUUCAUUUUCUGCCGUGGCUGCUAUUGCAAUUGUUUAUGACUGAGAUACGUGCAACUUGGUGUGCCUUAUUGCAAAACUUGAAACUGGUACAUUAUUCCAGAUCCUGAUGCUGUUUAAUGAUUUUGAACACAAUCGUGUAUUUUCUUAGAUACCAAAGAAUAUGUGGAACAUUUUUUUUUUUUUUUAAUUUUAUUAUAAAGCCUCCUGCAUUUUAAAGCAUCAUGCUGCGUAGUUAUUAAAAUUCUGGUUAAGUAGCUCAGCUUGUCUAAAUGGAUUUUGAAAGAACUGCAGUCAUAUCCAGACUUAAUCUUAGCACUGCUCUACCAAUUGUUGUACAUGCUAUGCAAAGCAUUCUGUAAAUGUCUGUUAUGUCAAUAAAAUGUUUACUUUCAAAA